Messenger RNA from Dovyalis caffra, 4611 nucleotides. The record is from the annotation of a GenBank genome assembly. NCBI's taxonomy places the organism in Eukaryota, Viridiplantae, Streptophyta, Magnoliopsida, Malpighiales, Salicaceae.
AUGGGUAACAAAAUCGCUCGGACGACGCAGGUAUCGGCAUCAGAGUACUACCUGCACGACUUGCCGUCAUCAUCGUAUAAUUUGGUACUGAAGGAGGUGCUAGGUCGAGGCAGGUUCUUCAAGUCGAUACUGUGCAAGCACGAUGAGGGUUUAGUUCUGGUGAAGGUCUAUUUCAAGCGUGGUGAUUACAUUGAUCUCACUGAAUACAACCGCCGUCUCAUCCUUAUCAAGGAUACCUUCCGUGCUCUUGACCAUCCCCACGUCUGGCCCUUCCAGUUUUUUCAAGAAACAGAUAAAGCUGCGUAUCUUUUGAGGCAAUACUUCUUUAAUAAUCUUCAUGAUCGAUUGAGUACUCGUCCUUUUCUCAGUCUCGUUGAAAAAAGUGUUAAAUUAAAUACUGCACAACUGCUGGCUCUAAUUGUUCUUCUUUUUAUUUAUUUUUUAAUUUUUGUUGUGUUGCAGUUACUUCUUGCUGUGAAACAGUGUCAUGACAAGGGGAUUUGUCAUGGUGAUAUCAAAUGCGAGAAUGUGUUGGUUACUUCCUGGAAUUGGCUUUAUCUUGCUGACUUCGCUUCGUUUAAACCAACUUACAUUCCUUAUGAUGAUCCUUCGGAUUUCUCUUUCUUCUUUGACACAGGAGGAAGAAGGCUCUGUUAUCUUGCACCUGAGAGAUUUUAUGAGCAUGGAGGCGAGAUGCAAGUUGCUCAAGAUGCACCGUUGAUGCCAUCCAUGGACAUCUUUGCUGUAGGGUGUGUAAUUGCGGAACUUUUCCUUGAGGGUCAGCAACUGUUUGAACUCUCCCAGCUUCUUGCUUAUCGUAGAGGACAAUAUGAUCCUAGCCAAUAUCUUGAAAAGAUCCCAGAUUCUGGAAUCCGCAAGAUGAUACUUCAUAUGAUCCAGUUGGAGCCUGAGGCACGUCUUUCUGCUGAAAGCUACCUACAAGAUUAUGCAGCUGUUGUGUUUCCAAGCUACUUUUCACCCUUUCUGCAUAAUUUCUACUAUUGCUGGAAUCCACUUCAUUCUGAUAUGAGGGUCGCAAUAUGCCAGAGUGUUUUCCACGAGAUACUUAAGCAAAUGAUGGGAAACAGGACAAGUGAGGUGGCUGGCACCAGACUGGACAUGUCUGCAAAUGGUUUGAAUGGCAAACUAUCAGAAGGGAUGGUUGAAAAACAAAACUUGGACUCAACAAGUCAUUGGAGAAACAGAGAGAGAAUAGAGAAGGGUUUAGCUUCUCAACAGUACAAUCUUCUUGGAGAUAUCAAUAGUCUGCUUGGGGAUGUAAAACCAAGCAGUGAUUAUUACAGUGCAAAAUUGAUGCCUGAGAGUGCACCUAGUUCUGAAUUUUGCCAGGAUCUCAAGCAACACUGCACACAAUCUUCUGAUGAACUUCUUCAAACUAUCUCAAAUGCAUUUAAGAGAAAUGAUCAUCCAUUUCUGAAAAAGAUUACCAUGGACGAUUUGAGUUCAUUGAUGUCUGAGUAUGACAGUCAAUCAGAUACAUUUGGUAUGCCUUUUUUACCAUUACCUGAAGAUAGCAUGAGAUGUGAAGGUAUGGUUCUGAUUGCCUCUCUGCUAUGCUCUUGCAUACGUAAUGUCAAGUUGCCACAUUUGAGGAGAGGAGCCAUACUCUUAUUGAAGUCUUGUUCGUUAUAUAUUGAUGAUGAAGAUCGCUUACAGCGUGUGCUGCCAUAUGUUAUUGCAAUGCUUUCAGAUCCAGCAGCAAUAGUGCGUUCUGCUGCCUUGGAGACUUUGUGCGACAUUCUGCCUUUAGUUCGUGAUUUUCCUCCUAGUGAUGCAAAAAUUUUCCCUGAGUAUAUUCUUCCAAUGCUUUCCAUGCUUCCUGAUGAUCCAGAGGAAAGUGUGAGAAUAUGUUAUGCCAGCAAUAUAGCGAAGCUGGCUUUAACUGCUUAUGGGUUCUUGAUUCAUUCAAUAAGCUUGAGCAAGGCAGGUGUUCUUGAUGAAAUGAGUUCACCACAGAAUUCGCAGGCAUCAUUUAUUGAAAGACCUGUACAGCUGCAGAGAGUAAAUAACGAUGCACAGUUGGCACAGCUGAGGAAAUCAAUCGCUGAGGUUGUUCAGGAACUUGUCAUGGGUCCAAAACAAACUCCAAAUAUCAGGAGAGCACUGCUUCAGGACAUUGGCAAUCUAUGCUGCUUCUUUGGCCACAGACAGAGCAAUGACUUUCUGUUACCGAUCCUUCCUGCAUUUCUCAAUGAUCGAGAUGAGCAACUAAGGGCAUUAUUCUAUAGCAAGAUCGUAUACGUCUGCUUCUUUGUCGGCCAACGAAGUGUGGAAGAAUAUCUUUUACCUUACAUCGAUCAGGCUUUAAGUGAUCAAACCGAGUUUGUCAUUGUAAAUGCAUUAGACUGCUUAGCAACGUUGUGUAAACGCGGCUUCUUACGGAAACGGGUACUGCUUGAAAUGAUAGAACACGCCUUUCCAUUGUUAUGCUAUCCUAGUCAAUGGGUUAGAAGGUCAGCUGUCUCUUUCAUUGCUGCCAGUAGUCAGAGUUUAGGUGCAGUAGAUUCAUAUGUUUUCCUAGCACCAGUUAUACGCCCAUUUCUCCGCAGAAAUCCAGCUUCUCUAGCUUCAGAGAAGUCCCUACUCUUAUGUUUGGUUCCUCCGGUUUCAAGACAGGUGUUUUGCCAAGUCCUAGAAAAUGCCCGGAGUUCAGACAUGUUAGAGAGACAGAGAAAAAUAUGGUACAAUUCAUCAGCCCAGUCCAAACAAUGGGAACCUGAGGAUUUGCUCAAGAGAGAGGAUAAGGAACUGAAUUCAAUGAAGAGUUGGCCUGACAAGGAACCAAGUCUUGAGGAUCAAAAUCAUGAUGCUGAUAAAUUGGAACAGCCAGAGGAUGGUGAUGCAAAGUUGACAGCUAUGGGCUUUAUAGCCAAUGCAUCCAGCAAAGUUGACAUUCACGAUGUCCUAUGCUCAGAGAAGUUGCAAUUCUCAGGUUAUAUGUCCCCUCGGUUUAGUGGUGUGAAUAGCUUUUUACAUGAUAAAUCCUCAGAAGGCAUACCUUUAUACUCCUUUAGCAUGGAUAGACGAGCAGUAAAAUUUCCUCCUGCAACAUCUGAUUCUUCUUUGCAGAUGAACUCCCUUGCAAUCAGUUCAUCAUACAUGCCCUGGGUGGAUCCAGGAAUUAAAUCAUUUAGCCUGGCUAGUUCUGCUCCUGCACCUAAGCUGGUUUCAGGUUCAUUCAGCAUUACUAAUGGUUCUAAACCGUUUUAUAGAGUGGUACAUGAACCAGAAAGCCGAGAAAAUGAUCAAACAUCAUUCAUUAAUGGUAAAUAUCAAGAUAUGGGAUUAUAUGGCACUUCAAAAGGAAGUUCUUUUGCCGUGGAAGAUGCCCCUCCAACAGAUCUAACUGGAUUGCCGCUAUUUGUGCGGACGGCUUCAAUUCCUGAUUCAGGCUGGAAACCUCGUGGGGUGUUGGUUGCUCACCUGCAGGAGCACCGGUCUGCCAUUAAUGACGUUGCAGUUUCAAGUGAUAAUAGUGUUUUUGUGAGUGCAUCUGAUGAUUCAACUAUCAAGGUGUGGGAUUCAAGAAAAUUGGAGAAGGACAUCUCAUUUAGAUCAAGGCUAACUUAUCAUCUGGAGGGGAGUCGAGCACUAUGCACUGUUAUGCUCCACAACACAGCUCAAGUUGUCGUUGGAGCAUGUGAUGGCGUGAUUCAUAUGUUUUCUGUUGAACACAUGUCCAGAGGCCUUGGCAAUGUUGUUGAGAAGUAUUCAGGGAUUGCUGAUAUAAAAAAGAAGGAUAUCAAGGAAGGUGCCAUUCUUAGUCUUUUGAACUACACCACUGAUAACAGUGAUGGCCAGAGUGUUAUUUACAGCACCCAAAAUUGCGGGAUCCAUCUCUGGGAUAUCAGGGCCAAUUCUACUGCCUGGACUUUAAAAGCAGUUCCUGAGGAAGGUUACGUAUCCUCUCUGGUAACAGGUCCUUGUGGAAACUGGUUGGUAUCAGGCUCUUCCAGGGGUGUGCUUACACUUUGGGAUCUGAGGUUCCUUAUACCUGUAAACUCAUGGAAGUAUUCCCAUGUAUGCCCUGUAGAGAAAAUGUGCCUUUUUGUUCCUCCUCCAAAUGUUACUGUAACCAGCACUGCAAGACCACUGCUAUAUGUUGCUGCAGGGUGUAAUGAAGUGUCUCUUUGGAAUGCUGAGACUGGGAGCUGCCACCAGAUCUUGAGGGUUGCAAAUUAUGACAAUGAUGCUGAAAUGUCUGAUACACCAUGGGCCUUGGCCAGGCCAUCUACUAAGGCAAAUUUCAAACCAGAUAUGAGGCGGAAUGCCAAUCUAAAGUAUAGAGUUGAGGAACUUAAUGAGCCGCCUCCUCGUUUUCCUGGUAUUCGUGCGAUGCUUCCUUUACCAGGUGGUGAUUUAUUGACUGGGGGAACUGAUUUGAGGAUACGUAGAUGGGACCAUUGCAGCCCUGACCGAAGCUAUUGUAUUUCUGGACCGAAUGUGAAUGGAGCUGGUAAUGAUGAUCUGUAUGAAACAAGAUCGAGUUUUGGAGUGGAAAUAGUUCAGUAUGAUUUUACCUGUGGACUUGCUGAAAUUGGUGGUUAUAAAAUAUUUCUUUCGGAAAUUGUUGGAGAAUGUUGUCUAUAA